Trichomonas vaginalis G3 is the source of this 1407-nucleotide messenger RNA. Its product is annotated as armadillo (ARM) repeat-containing protein family. The transcript has a single exon. The coding region runs from base 1 to 1407 and encodes 468 amino acids. The record is from RefSeq and is a predicted model, not a curated record. NCBI's taxonomy places the organism in Eukaryota, Parabasalia, Trichomonadida, Trichomonadidae.
AUGAAUGAAACUUUAAAGAAAGAUAUCAAAAAGCAAGAUCAAUCAGAAACUCAUUUCCUAUUUAUCCCACGAAAUCUAACAGUCAAAUUUGAUAUGAAUGCCCUAUUAUUGCUAGAUUUUGAAAUACCAGAACAAUUUGAAGAAAUUAAAAGUCGUUUGGAGCAAUUGAAUGUAUUAAUAAACUAUUCGCAAUCAAAUAACCUUGACGAUAUUACAGAAUUACCUCGCGAAUUCUUUGUUUUACUUCAAAUUUUAAUAGAUUAUCCCGAAACAAUUAAGUUUUUCAAUCCAAAAUCCACUUUUAGUUUUGCAAUACAGAUAAUUAACACACUUGUUACUUCAUUUUUGAAAAAGCAUGCAUAUUUACUCGAAAAUUUUGCUGAAUUCGAUAUUAUCACGAAACUAGUGACCAAAGUGCCGAAGAUUAGCGUCACUGACUUACUUACUGCUAUUUUUGCCAUCAAUCCGCAAUAUUUAAUAAAAAUCAGCCCAGAAUGUGGUCCUUAUCUUCUAGAAGCACAGCAGCAAUGUUUAUACAAUGAUGAAUGGGCUUCUUCAAUUAUCAAUGUAUAUUCGUUCUUCUUUAGAGUUGAAGCGAUUCCAGCAGAAGAUUUACCGAAUAUUUUGACAUUUGUAUUCAACAAAGCCAUCAAAGGACUUUCUUGCGCAUUCAAGCUAUUAAGUUAUCUUCAAAACGAAGAAUAUGUCCAAUAUUUAGUUCAAAAUGGAAUAGUUUUUAAAUUAAUUAGAAUGUUUACGCUUUUCGAUCCAAGGAUGGAUUCUGGUGUUCAAUCAUAUAUUUUUGAUGUUCUUUUUAAUGUUUGUGCCUCUCCUUUUUUCGGAUAUCUUUUAGAGGAACAAAUAAUUGAUGAUGAGAAAAAUAACACGAUUAUUUACUAUCUUUGUUCAUGGAAUAGAUCAUACCAUAAAAGAAUCAACGGAUUAGAAAUUUUUGACAAAAGUUGCAAAAUUUUAUGUCAACUUUUAGAAACAGAAGGAUUCGACUGGGAUAUACUACUUAGAUCAGAAUUAGCACAAUAUCUACCGGUUUUUAUGAGCGAAGUAACAACUCCCGAGUUCAUAACAAAUACUUUCCAUUUAAUUUAUAUUCUGUUCAAUAAUGAUGCUUCCACACAAUAUUCACAGCAGUUUGAUAUAUCAAAUUUGUUUGAAACAAUAUAUUCAUCAACAAAUUUAGAAAUUAUUAAAAAUCUGCUUAGAUUUGUUAUUGCUGUUAAUGACAGGCAUGCAAAUAACACUGUAACUGAUGAAUUUUGGGAAUUAAUGCAGAACUUAACUCAUGAUGAGCUAUUUUUAUCUUCUCUUGAUGAAUUCAUUGAUAACUCUGAUGAUGAGUUGAAGGGAUUGACUUAUCAAGUUAAUAAUAUCAUUAAUGAUGAAGAAUAA